Messenger RNA from Aedes albopictus (Asian tiger mosquito), 2199 nucleotides. RefSeq lists its product as uncharacterized. The transcript has a single exon. Bases 1 to 2199 code for a protein of 732 amino acids. The record is from RefSeq and is a predicted model, not a curated record. NCBI's taxonomy places the organism in Eukaryota, Metazoa, Arthropoda, Insecta, Diptera, Culicidae.
AUGCCGAUUGAACAUACUCCAGUGAAAGAAGUAAAUACCGCACAGAAGAUGUCGGAUAUGAAAACCUCAGUUCAUCUACGUGGCCAAGUCAAGGCCAAAAUAACGCGCAUUCGUAAAGCGAUUGACGAGGCUAACGCGACAAAUGCUCAAUAUGACUCCGCGCAAUUGAAAAUGUUUUCCCACAAUCUGGAAAAUCAUUACAAAGAGUUCUUGAACAUCCAUCAUCAUGUGGUGGCAGUGUGCCCUCCCGAGAGAAUUGAUGAGCAAGAUCAAGUAUACCUGGUGUUCGAAACACAAUUCAAUGAAACCUAUGUGUUGCUGGAACGAGCAAUACAGGCAAGCCGUGACCGUUCCGUGGUCCAACCGCAAGUGCAAACCAACGAAAGCCCUCGCAUCAUUGUUCAGCAGCAGCCAUUAAAGGCUCCAAUUCCAACUUUCGAUGGCAAACCAGAAAAUUGGCCUCGCUUUAAAACCAUGUUUUCGGAUGUGAUGCGAUCCUCCACCGACUCAGAUUGCAUCAAGCUGUACCAUCUCGAACGCUCUCUAGUAGGAGCAGCUGCUGGCAUUAUCGACGCACGCACUCUCAAUAACAACAAUUACGCCCACGCUUGGGAAAUUCUCGAAGACCGUUUCGAGAACGAACGGGUAAUCGUUGAUAUCCAUAUCCAAGGUUUAUUAAGUCUCCGUCGUCUGAACCGGGAAAAUCAAAAAGAGCUACGAGAACUCAUCGAUGAAGUGACUCGGCACGUCGAUGGGUUAGCACUUAUCGACAACGAGUUGGAUGGAGUCGGAGAGAGAUUUGUAGUUAAUCUUGUGUCUGGAGCAUUAGAUAAGGAUACCAGGAAAGAAUGGGAAGCAUCCAUCCCGCAUAAGGAAAUUCCAUCCUACGAAGACACCAUUGAAUUUCUAAAGAAACGGUGUGCCAUCCUCGAACGCUGUGAAGGUUCAUCGAAAAUUCCAUCAAUCAUGAAGCCAUAUAUCCCUGUAAAGAAUGCUGCCAACCAAAUGAAGAACGCACAAGCCAAAUCAUGUGCUAUUACCAGAAGUUCCGAGACAAUUUGUGAUAUAUGUUCUGGUAUGCAUUCCAAUUUCAAAUGUGAGGUUUUCCGUGCCAUGUCCAUUCCUCAACGCCAAGCAAAGGUUCGAGAGCUGCGAAUGUGCUACAAUUGUCUACAAAAAGGUCAUCCAGUCAGUUCCUGUAGUUCAUCCAGAACCUGCCAGAAAUGCCAAGGUCAACAUAACACACUUUUACAUGUUGAGAAAACAUCCUUUGUGAAUACGAAACCUGUGCCAUUCAAACAAGAGCUUGGACAAAUCCCAAAAGUUCCUGAAGAAAAACCUAUUACAACAUCUUGUUCAAUAAAUAAGGCUCCUCUUGAUAAUAGCCUUUUGAUGACGGCUGUUGUUAAUAUUCUGGAUAGUAAUGGCAAAUUUCAUCCAUGCCGAGCAUUUUUGGAUUGUGGAUCGCAGGCUCACUUGAUAUCGGCAAGACUUCUGCAAAUGCUAAAGCUUCCACACAUUCCUGCCAAGGUUGAGAUUAUUGGGGCCAAUGGAAAAAAGACAACUCUCAACAAUAUGGCCAAAACUGAAAUACGUUCCAUACAUUCCGAUUAUCAUGCACAAAUAGAGUGCCUCGUUACAGAUCGGAUCACAGGUGUGAUGCCAUCUCGAAAAAUCAACACGCAAUUCUGGUCAAUUCCUCCCGGAUUACCACUUGCAGAUCCAACGUUCCACAUUCCAGGGGAAAUAGAUCUCUUGAUAGGAAUCAAGCUAUUUUUCCAACUACUGAUGCCAAAUCAGCUGAAGAUUUCCAACGAUCUUCCUAUACUUCAAGAAACUCGUCUAGGAUGGGUUGUCGCUGGAGCUAUGGACGACGAAAACGUGGAUUUAAUCUACAACCGACAACAGUGCCAUGCUGUCAUUCUUGAACCACUGAAUAAAACCAUGGAAAAGUUUUGGUUUCUGGAAUCCGUCGGAUCAUCUCCAUUGCUAUCUAACGAAGAGCAGCAAUGCGAAUCCAAAUACUGUUCAACAACUACUCGUGAUAUCAACGGUCGCUACAUCGUCCAGCUACCUUUGAAGGACACAGCAUCUAACCUAAAGAGCAAUCGAUCCCUUGCUCUCCGUCGAUUUUUUAUGCUAGAACAGAGACUUAAGAAAAAAAUACGAGAUGAAGGAGUUAUACGGCAAAUUUAUUGA